GCCUCUUGAAGCUCGGCUCCGUUCACCUGAGUACGGCGUCGAGCUCCGGCAUCUACAUCGCAGCACACAGCCUUUCUCUCGAAGACGUGAUGAAUUGCACGAACACCUCCGCUUGCACCUUCUAUGCGAACGCCGCCACAAGGGCCGGCUUCCUUUGCCCUUUGGGCACAGGGUCGGUGGAUUUCGUUCAUUCGCAUGAUUUCGGCUGCCUGGCAUGCAGGCCAGGGGACACGCAGGUUCUGAACGUGACGAGGAGGCCGGCCGUGUCGAGGUCGAAUGGGGACAUUCAUCUGGGUCCAUCCAAUUUUCUUGGAAGGAGGCUGUUGUUAUCCUGGGUUUGCCGUUGGAUCGUUUAUGGUCCGAGCCUUAACACCCCAAGCCUAAACUUAACUCUAACCCCUACCGCUGCGCCGCGACUCAUAGCCCGGAAUGACCGUCAAGAACAAAACAUGUAG
Molecule: messenger RNA, 455 nt
Organism: Symbiodinium necroappetens
Lineage: Eukaryota; Dinophyceae; Suessiales; Symbiodiniaceae
Source: the annotation of a GenBank genome assembly